AUGGCGAAGGCCUACCUCGCUACGCUCCCUCCGGAGAUCUUCGAGGCCGUUGCCGAGCGACUGACAGGACGAGACCUCAAGGCACUCCGGCUCGCGUGUCGCGAAGCAUGCUCCAAAGUCCUUCGAGUCUACACACGCACGCUCUUCACACAUCAUGCAUUCUUUCUCAACUCUCAAGAAAGCGUCGAGCUGGCGGUGCAGAUCUCGCGACACCAUGUCUUCGGGCCUGCCAUGAAGACGAUCACGUUCCUCAUAGAGGGCGCAUACGCACGCCCAGACCUCCGAGAGGCCAUGGAAGUCGCGCAGAGAUCCCGUGAGGCGGCGUUCAGAAGAAUCAAAGGCGCCUCUUCUUCACUCAGCGAGGACUACGCUAAGUACGUAGAACUCUACGAGUGUUUCCAUGGACAGCUAGCCGCGCAGGACAAACAGAACACAUUUCAAGCGAGCGGCUCGCAGAUCACGCUGUUGCAACAGGUCUUCGCCGCGAUAGUCAGAACCGGCACACUCCAGGGAGUUCACCUAGCCAAUAGGGAUACUGCAAAAACCUUCCCAAUCAUUCGCGCUGGCAUGGGAGGCUUCUCCCGUAGUGGCAAGAUGCACAUGCCUUCGUGCCGCGAUCACAGCCCCUUCGUCUUGAUUUCGAACGCACUUCAGAUGGCCUGUACCGAGGCUUCGACGCAGUUUGUCCUGCCAACAUUCACAUCGCACUGUGGCAAUUGGGGCCUUCCUGCCCGACGUCUCGACCAACUCAAUCAGUUCAGGAACAUCCAGCACCUUGAUCUCGAAGUCUGCGCUAAAGGCCGCACUGUGGAACACUGUAUUCCCUUCGGCAAUUCGCUUCUGGUAGCGGCAAUCGAUAGCCUGAAGUCGUUGAAGCUACAGGUGUCACGCUGUAAAAUCGGUGGUACGGUGCAUUUCACGGCGUGCCUUCUGUCCCAUGAAUACUCCACGCUCGAAAGUUUGCAACUGCGUGGCGGGAUAUUCCACGGGUCGCAGCUGGUCGAGUUCGCAAAGAGGCAACCAAAGCUGCGAAGAUUGGACCUACAAGAUGUCGAUGUUACGAUUGACCGAGAUGACAUCCGAGCAAUGGCUGUAGGUGGGAUAGACUCAUUCUUGGCGGUGGAAGGAACACGCAAGGGCAUCACAUACCUCUAG
This is a messenger RNA of Fulvia fulva, 1155 nucleotides long. RefSeq lists its product as uncharacterized. The transcript has a single exon. The record is from RefSeq and is a predicted model, not a curated record. Bases 1 to 1155 code for a protein of 384 amino acids. Lineage: Eukaryota; Fungi; Ascomycota; Dothideomycetes; Mycosphaerellales; Mycosphaerellaceae.